Messenger RNA from Aspergillus homomorphus CBS 101889, 1035 nucleotides. RefSeq names its product alpha/beta hydrolase family protein. Bases 25 to 1035 code for a protein of 336 amino acids. Lineage: Eukaryota; Fungi; Ascomycota; Eurotiomycetes; Eurotiales; Aspergillaceae. Gene Ontology annotation, molecular function: 1-alkyl-2-acetylglycerophosphocholine esterase activity. The record is from RefSeq and is a predicted model, not a curated record. The transcript has a single exon.
GACAACGACAACCUCAAAUUCAAAAUGACCAUCAAUAGCCAAACUACUGCAGCAUCCGGCCUUCGGACCGUCAACGACCAUGCUCUCAUUGGCCAAGCUGCGAAAAUACCUGUUCCCGACCCUGUCCAGGUUGUCUCCAUCAACCCCGUGAUAAUUCCAGCCCCCGAGCGCAUCAUCGACCUGCACAUGCGCAUCACCGCUCCAACCACCGGAAGCAACCUACCAGUUAUCCUGCUCUCUCACGGCCAUGGUAACUCGAACCAUCUCUCCUCGUUGAAUGGCUACGGCCCCCUGGCCAACUUCUGGGCCGCGCGUGGCUUCGUCGUCAUUCAACCGACCCAUCUCAGCUCCAAAUCCCUCAGCCUUGACGCCUCGGUCCCCGGCGCCCCUCUUUUCUGGCGUUCCCGUGUCAAAGACAUGAAGCUCAUCCUCGACCAGCUCGACCAAAUCGAGGACCUCGUCCCGCUUCUUAAGGGCCGGAUAGAUCGCGCCUACGUAGCGGUGGCCGGGCACUCCUUGGGCUCGCACACCGCCGCUAUGCUCCUAGGUAUGCGUCUGGUCGACGAGGACGGAAGUGUCAUCGAUCUCUUUGAGCCGAGGAUCAAGGUUGGUAUCCUCCUUACCCCGAUUGGUAACGGGGGAGAGGAUCUGAAUACCAAGGUGUUCGAGAUGUUCCCGUUCCUCCGCCAUACAAGCUUCGCGGAAAUGAAGACUCAAGCCUUAGUGGCCGUCGGCAAUAUCGACGAGUCGCCUCAUUUGACGGUCCGGGGCGCCGACUGGCAUGCUGAUGCGUAUGUGCACAGCCCUGGGCCGAAGACUCUGUUGACUAUAGUGGGCGGGACGCAUGGACUGGGAGGUGUGGCAGGGUACGAUGCGAAGGAGACGACGGAUGAGAGUCCUGAAUUGGUGGCCGUUGUUCAGCGGGUGACCUGGGCGUAUCUUUGGUCGAGACUGUAUGGGGAGGACUCGGUUUGGGAAGAAGCGUCGACGGUGGUGGAUGGCCUGGGCGAGCUGGCUCGGCUCGAGUCUAAGUGA